Molecule: messenger RNA, 1654 nt
Organism: Nylanderia fulva
Lineage: Eukaryota; Metazoa; Arthropoda; Insecta; Hymenoptera; Formicidae
Product: putative cytochrome P450 6a13
Molecular function (GO): oxidoreductase activity, acting on paired donors, with incorporation or reduction of molecular oxygen; monooxygenase activity; heme binding
Source: RefSeq, a predicted model, not a curated record
UAAUGUUAAACAUUUUAUGGUAUUAUAAUUCAUUAAUUAUAAACAAUGGUUUUAUUAUUGCUGCUGGUCUCGUCAUGCGUUUUACUAUUGUACUAUUACUACUGGACGAGAAUUUAUACCUACUGGUUCAGAAGAAACGUGCCUUGUCUUAAAUUUUCGUUUUUCGGAAAUAGCCGAAAUGCAUCGAUGUUGAAGAUUACAGUUGCUGAAAGUCUUCAGAUGUUAUACAGACAAUACGAAGGAUAUCCGUUCGUCGGGACUUAUGAACUCACAACACCGGUUCUUUUGCUGAGAGAUCCAAAACUAAUAAAAUGUGUGCUUGUGAAAGACUUUGCCUGCUUUCAAGGUCGUGGCAUUAUGAUAAACGAACACGCUGAUCCGCUUAUGGCACAUUUAAUUACUAUCAACGGACAACGAUGGCGAAAAUUGCGCACAAAGCUCACACCAGUCUUCACAACCAGCAAAACUCGAUAUGUAUUUGAAUUAAUCACAGAAGUUUCAGAAAAGUUUAAGCAAUUUGUAGAGCAAUACGCAGACAAUGAAGAGCCUGUCGAAUUUCGAGAUCUUGCUGCAAAAUUCACCAGUGAAAUUAUCGCAACUUGUUUCUUCGGGCUGAAAAUUAAUACGAUAGAAAAUGACGAUUCUGAAAUACUAAAAAUGUUUAAAAAAGUCGUUGAUCCGUCAUUAGAAAUAGCGAUGAAGCGAUAUAUACGCGAUUAUAUGCCAAAAAUAUUCAAAUGGUUAUCGGUUCGGUUAAUACCUGUGGAUGUUACCAUCUACUUCACGAAGAUAGUGAAAGAAGUAAUUGCACACAGAGAAAAGCAUAACAUAACGCGAAAUGAUAUUAUGCAAGCUUUGAUAGAUUUAAAAUAUAAGCAAACAAAGAUAAAGGAUACCACUGGACAACCGCAAAACAUGGCAUUUAAUUCAAAUGAUAUAGUUAUCGAUGACAAACUAAUCACAGCUCAGGCUUUUAUAUUUUUUCUGGCUGGCUUCGAAACCUCAUCGACGGCUAUGAGCUUUGCUAUGUAUGAAUUGGCUGCUAAUCCUAAAAUUCAAGAAAAGUUGUACGACGAAAUACAAAUCAUCUACAAGAAACACGGCUGUUUUUCUUACGAUGCUAUAUCCGAAAUGAAUUAUCUCGAUUGCAUCGUUCGCGAAUCACUUAGGAAAUAUCCACCUGUUGGUGCGACACAAAGAAUCUGCGAAGAAUCAUACAAAAUUCCCGAUUCGGAUGUUGUUUUAGAAAAAGGCACAAAAGUUAUCGUGCCCAUUUAUGCAAUCCAUCAUGACCCGCUUUAUUAUAAAAAUCCAAAUGUAUUCGAUCCGGAUCGAUUCAGUGGUGAAAAUAAAAAGCUUCAUGAUAAUGAUACAUUUCUACCUUUCGGCAGUGGACCACGCAUCUGUAUUGGAAUGAAAUUUGCCUACCUCCAAACAAAAGUAGGUCUUGUUACUCUUAUUGCAAAUUAUGAAGUGAAGCUAAGUGAAAAGAUUUCUAUACCAUUACAAUUCGAACCGACUAGUAUUACGUUGACAAGUAAAUCUGGAAUAUGGUUAAAGAUCCAUCGUCGUUUACAAGAAUAAAAGCUAUUUUUAUUUAUGACGAUUAGAAUCUAUAAUUCAAUAUUAGUUAAAGGACAAUUUAUAUAUAUAA